CUCUUUGACGCCAUCUCUGUACCUGCUUUGAAGGUCUGAAUGCAAGAAAGCUGUGUGUUGGAUAAUUAGUGAUGGAAGAAAAAACCUCUAGGAGAACAGCAUCGAUACCCCAGUUUACUAAUUCCCCCACAAUGGUGAUCAUGGUGGGGUUACCAGCUCGAGGAAAGACCUAUAUCUCCACGAAGCUCACAAGAUAUCUCAACUGGAUAGGAACACCAACUAAAGUGUUUAAUUUAGGCCAGUACCGACGAGAGGCAGUGAGCUACAAGAACUACGAAUUUUUUCUUCCAGACAACAUGGAGGCCCUACAUAUAAGGAAGCAGUGUGCCCUGGCAGCCCUGAAGGAUGUCCAUGACUAUCUCAGCCAUGAGGAAGGUCAUGUUGCGGUUUUUGAUGCCACCAACACAACCAGAGAACGACGGUCACUAAUUCUGCAGUUUGCUAAAGAACAUGGUUACAAGGUCUUUUUCAUUGAGUCCAUCUGUAAUGACCCUGGCAUCAUUGCAGAAAACAUCAGGCAAGUAAAACUUGGCAGCCCUGAUUACAUAGACUGUGACCGAGAAAAGGUUCUGGAAGACUUUCUAAAGAGAAUUGAAUGCUAUGAGGUCAACUACCAACCCUUGGAUGAUGAACUGGACAGCCACCUCUCCUAUAUCAAGAUCUUCGAUGUGGGCACACGAUACAUGGUGAACCGAGUACAGGACCACAUCCAGAGCCGCACAGUCUACUAUCUCAUGAACAUCCACGUCACACCCCGAUCCAUCUACCUAUGCCGGCAUGGAGAGAGUGAACUCAACCUCAGAGGCCGCAUUGGAGGUGACUCUGGCCUCUCAGCUCGGGGCAAGCAGUACGCCUAUGCCCUGGCCAACUUCAUUCAGUCCCAGGGCAUCAGCUCCCUGAAGGUGUGGACCAGCCACAUGAAGAGGACUAUCCAGACAGCUGAGGCCCUGGGUGUUCCCUAUGAGCAGUGGAAGGCCCUGAACGAAAUUGAUGCGGGUGUCUGUGAGGAGAUGACCUAUGAGGAAAUCCAGGAACACUACCCUGAAGAAUUUGCACUACGGGACCAAGAUAAAUAUCGCUACCGCUAUCCCAAGGGAGAGUCCUAUGAGGAUCUGGUUCAGCGUCUGGAGCCAGUUAUAAUGGAGUUAGAACGGCAGGAAAAUGUACUGGUGAUCUGUCAUCAGGCUGUCAUGCGGUGCCUCCUGGCCUACUUCCUGGAUAAGAGUUCAGAUGAGCUGCCGUAUCUCAAGUGUCCUUUGCACACAGUGCUUAAACUCACACCUGUGGCUUAUGGCUGCAAAGUGGAGUCCAUCUACCUGAACGUGGAAGCCGUAAACACACAUCGGGAGAAACCUGAGAAUGUGGACAUCACCCGAGAACCUGAGGAAGCUCUGGACACUGUCCCUGCCCACUACUGAGCCUUUUCUAAGAAGUCAAACCGCCUUAGCUCUAUCUCUCACCUUUAAGAGCUUCUAUCCUUGCACUUCUUUUACCUUAAG
Neogale vison (American mink) is the source of this 1499-nucleotide messenger RNA. RefSeq names its product 6-phosphofructo-2-kinase/fructose-2,6-biphosphatase 1 (gene PFKFB1). The coding region runs from base 72 to 1418 and encodes 448 amino acids. The record is from RefSeq and is a predicted model, not a curated record. Lineage: Eukaryota; Metazoa; Chordata; Mammalia; Carnivora; Mustelidae. Gene Ontology annotation, cellular component: 6-phosphofructo-2-kinase/fructose-2,6-biphosphatase complex; cytosol. Gene Ontology annotation, biological process: fructose metabolic process; fructose 2,6-bisphosphate metabolic process. Gene Ontology annotation, molecular function: fructose-2,6-bisphosphate 2-phosphatase activity; ATP binding; 6-phosphofructo-2-kinase activity. The transcript is spliced from 14 exons.